AUGGGGUUUCUCACCCUGUUACCGGAACUUCUCGAACUUAUCCUAGACUACAUAGACGUACGCUCUGACCUGCUUUCUUUGACUCUGACCUGCCGCUUCUUCGCCGCCUACGUUCUUCCUGACCGUCUCGACUAUCAUACACUGGUGGUCACACCUUACCACGAAGCCCUCUGGGAAAAUCUAUGCGCCCACCCUCAACUUGCACGGCUCGUGCAUAACCUGACGUUGUACGAUGACCCUCUGCAAGUAAAGCCACAUACCGGGAAGUUGAGGCUUCCGCGUGGGCUCGGGUCUUUGGGGCAUGAGUACACACUGGGCCGAUUCGAUGCGGAGCAUAUCGCUCGUUCGCUUGCUAGUAUGGCGAAUGCGAGGCGACUGCAUCUAAUGUACAUCCGCAAGAGCAACGUUGAAACCGCACUGCACGUCCUACCGGAUACCUUGAGGCUCGUCUUUGAAAAUCUACCAUCCUUGGAACGAGUGUCGACUAUGACCAGCCUCGGGGAUGAAGACGUGAAAGCUCUGGCAAAUGCAGACCAUCCGCUCUGGGCGCUUUCUGGGCUUAAGUCCUUCGAAAUAGAUGUAAAAGGGGACCACGAUACUCUUUGGCCCGCAUACCAAGCCGUAUUGCGGCGCUCUCCCGAGCUAGAGAACCUGCGCCUUCCCGACUUCCUCACCGAGGUUGAGGUUGCCCAGCUCAGUGACAUACCACUGCCCCACCUCAAGCGCUUCAAUCGCGGAUACGUGUGGUCUAUCUCAAUCACGUCGCACAUCGUCACUUUCUUGAACGCGCAUCCCACCAUUGAGAUGCUUCGCUGGGCGACGGUCCCGUCAAUGCCCAUACCAUGUUCAUCCCUGCCCGCCCUGCGACAACUGUCAUCACCGAAUUCGUCGUUCCUCGCCAUGUUGCUCUCACGCGAGAAGCAAGGCAGCGUGCACCUGGCUUCUAUGAAGGACGUGCCGCUGAACGACGAACUAUUGCCGUUACUCGACGCAAUUAACCAAGACACCAUGCGAUCGUUGCAUCUAGGCUCCCUCGACAACUUCCACACGUUGCGAGAGCUGGCGCACUACUUCCCCAACCUCGAGGAGCUCACUCUACCGCGUCGCGGGGCAUGGCGCGAGAAUGGUCAAGUCGUAACGCGCCUUACUCGCGCAGUGCUUCGGCCCUGGGUACGGGACAUACAUCUUUUCACGCUGCAGGAGGCCAUGCAAUUGUUUCCGAAGCUUGAAGUCGUCAAGGGCGUUCGAUGCCCGUCAGGCCUCGAGCCCGAUUGGGAGGUGGACGAUGGGAGGGCGAAGGACGUUCUGGAAGAGUUGAGGGAGACUUAUCCGAGUCUGCGUCGGGUCAAUAAGUGGAGGCUUCGAUGA
Molecule: messenger RNA, 1368 nt
Organism: Peniophora sp. CBMAI 1063
Lineage: Eukaryota; Fungi; Basidiomycota; Agaricomycetes; Russulales; Peniophoraceae
Source: the annotation of a GenBank genome assembly